CUUGAUUCUGUGGGAGGAGCUCUGUGAUGCUGAGGCUGCUAAUGGACUACUGCAAAGUUCAAGGAGACAUUUGGAAUAUUGUGAUCUAAUCACACUGGAGCUCACUGGUGUUGCAGCUUGAUUCUUUUUCAGUGUUUAACUUAAAAUUUUGAAUGUGUCCUUAAUGAGAGUGAUGUAUUAGAGUUGUAAGUUGCAACAGGAUAGUACUUGGAAGAUUUCCUUGUGACCUUUGGGACUUUAGGAAGAUUAAAUACUAAAUUACUUGGAAAUUACCAUAAAGACAAGUUAAGGCCUUUAUUCAUCAUAUCGGGUUCUUUGCAGACUGGAAAACAUUGCUAAAAAGGAUUUGGUAAAUCAUCACCUUUAAAUCCACCAUGGCGCAGUCUCCCUCUAUGAACUUGUCAGUGGUGGAUGGAGACGAAGUGGAAGAGCAGCGGCCCCUCCUCCCACCGAGGAUGGUUCCAGCACCUCAGGCCUGCUCUCCACAGUGUGGGAUACACCACACAGUCCAAACAUCAAUUGAUCACACCAUGUGGCUGCACAGGACCCAGGCCAUGGCCACCACACCUUUAUAUAAUGGCCUUCUUUAUGUUACACCAUCGCCUCGCUGCAGCAGGGGAGACAAACCCAAAGGCAAAGAGGAAAAAUGUGUGAAAGGCUCAGGGGGGAGUAGACAAAACCCAGGACACAAGGAGCGAAAUCACCAGCACAAAACCAAAAACCCAGGAUCUCUCAGACUCCAGGAGAAAGUCACCUCUUUCAUUGACAUCCCCAUUGCUCCCUGUGGGUCACCCUUCAAGGGCCCCUGCAGGUCACAUUUAGAUGUCAAGGAUGUUGAGAGCAGAGGUCGCCACAAGUCAGGUACUGUUUCUUUGGAGAUGCACAACCGCCAGAGUCUCCCAGAGAUCAUCAUCACCAGCAAAGAUGAUGACAUCCAGCCACGCAAUGAGACGCCAAAGUACUAUCAGGAGCUGUGUGGUGAAAAAGGCCUGCUGCCAGGAGUCGAGUGUCCCAUUCUCAAUCCUAAAUGCAGUCCAAAAGACAAGGACGACCGCUACUGGAAGACUCACAGCAUUGGUUGGCGGCUGGUCCGCAGGAGGGCUCUCUUUCUGAGGAGGCAGCGGCUGAAUGACUGCGCCCUGGUGGUGGGGAUAUUCGGGGUGGUGAUGAUGGUGAUGGAGACAGAGCUGUCCUGGAGCGUCUACAGCAAGAGCUCUAUCUACUCUCUCGUGUUCAAGUCCGUCAUCAGUUUCUCUACAGUCGUCCUGCUCUGCCUCAUUGUAGCGUACCACUGCUGUGAGGUGCAGCUCUAUGUUCAUGACAUUGGUGCUGAAGACUGGCGGAUUGCCAUGACAACGGACCGUUUAGCUCUGAUAGCUCUGGAGCUGGCAGCGGUGGCCAUUCACCCCUAUCCGGUGGGUCUGCUUUCGUACUUCCAGCAGACCACGGCUCGCCUGACACUGUCAGAGACAGAGCUGGAGAUCGUCUUGGCUUUGCCCAUGUUCCUGAGGCUCUACUUGCUGGGUCGGGCCAUGAUGCUGCACAGCCGCCUCUUCACCGAUACUGCAUCCCGCAGCAUCGGAGCACUUAACAAGAUACACUUCAACACCCGCUUUGUGGGAAAAACACUAAUGACCACCUACCCCGGCACUGUGCUGAUGAUUUUCAGUGUUUCUCUGUGGAUUGUGGCAGCGUGGGGGUUACAUGUUUGUGAGAGACACCACAACUACAGAGACCUUAGUAGCAACUACAUGGAAGCCCUGUGGAUGGUCUCUGUCACUUUCCUGUCCAUUGGUUAUGGAGAUGUGGUGCCUCACACUUACUGUGGACGCAGCAUCUGCCUCCUCACUGGGAUAAUGGGAGCAGGCUGUACAGUCCUGGUGGUGGCCGUAGUCGCCAGGAAGCUGGAACUGACCAGAGCUGAGAAACAUGUUCACAACUUUAUGAUGGACUCCCACAUCUCCAAGAGGAUAAAAAUUGCUGCUGCAAAUGUUCUGAGAGAGACUUGGCUCAUCUACAAACACACUAAGCUGUCGAGAGAAAGAGACCACACCAGAGUCCGCAUGCACCAGAGGAAGCUGCUUCUGGCCAUCCACCAGCUUCGUCGUGUAAAGAUGGAGAAGAGGAUACUUGCAGAUCAGAGUAACUCCUUAGUGGAUCUCAACAAGAUGCAAAACCUGAUGUAUGACAUGCUGGCAGAGGUGCAGGGCUGCAGGGGGGAGCUCGACACACACAUCCACAGCCUGGAGAAGCAUGUGGAAGAGCUGAGGGAGGGCUUCAGGAGCCUGAUGCCGCUCCUGUCCAGUACCUUGUCCACACAGAACUCCUCCAUCCGCCACCUGCUCAGGGAAAGGGAGGUGAAGAUGGAGACUGCUAGUGUGAGCGACAGGUAGAGUGAAUGAGGAAGGUGAUGGAGAAAUGAAGGCUUCUCAGGGGGCUUCUGGAGGACCAUCUGCUUAUAAUGCAGCCAGGUGGGACAUUUUUCUUAGAGGUGGACACACUGGUGUUAAUAACAAAGUGAAGGCUGUACUGAAGUGUAUAAAAUUGUAUUUAAGUAGUAGCAGGAAUACUAUAAAGCCAAAAUGUGGACAGUAAAAUUCAUUUAUCAAGGCUUUUUGCAUUUUCCCUGUCCUUCCUGGCACCAAAAGUAAUUUUCCAAAAAUGUAAUUUUAUUCCAGCUUUGUUUUUAUAUUAUAUUAAAUUGAAUAUUUGGGUGUUUGGACAGUUGGUCUGACACUGUGCUUUAAGAAAUUAAGGGAAAUAAUCAUUAACAGAGAGAGAGCUUUUACCACUUCUAUCAGGGAGUAGCUUUAUCUAUAAACACGGCACUUUGUUCUUAUGUAGUAAAAAGGAUAAAUUUAAAUGCAGGUUUGUAAUAUACUGAU
Monopterus albus (swamp eel) is the source of this 2885-nucleotide messenger RNA. RefSeq names its product small conductance calcium-activated potassium channel protein 1-like. The transcript has 10 exons. NCBI's taxonomy places the organism in Eukaryota, Metazoa, Chordata, Actinopteri, Synbranchiformes, Synbranchidae. The record is from RefSeq and is a predicted model, not a curated record. Gene Ontology annotation, cellular component: membrane. Bases 375 to 2393 code for a protein of 672 amino acids. Gene Ontology annotation, biological process: potassium ion transport. Gene Ontology annotation, molecular function: small conductance calcium-activated potassium channel activity; calmodulin binding.